GUUCACAAUGACAAAGCUCUCAAAAUAUUAAGUACACUUUCCUUUAAAAUCGCUUUUAUAAGAAUGCUAAUACAGGUUUUAGUGUUUUUUUUACUUUAUCGAAAUACUUACGAAGAUUGUAAUCAUAAUCAUUCGGCUGUCGAAGAUCAUUACGAUUGUGGAUGUUGUCCGGGCAUAAGUAACAACAAUGGCCAGGUGGUUGGGUUCCAUUGCCAUAAAGAUGACCAAAACUCAAUUUUAAGAUUUGCAUCGGAUGAGGAAAGUGCGUUUGCUGAAUGUGUGCCAAACUGUUUUGAGAUAAAAUAUCCCAUUCAGGAAUACUGCUGUUUCUGGUCACCGAAGCUGGGCUGUACGAUACUAGUCAAUGAAAAGUAUUUCAGCAAUAAAGACUUGUGCAAUAACUGCAAGUAUUUUUGCCAAAGAACUACAGGAGAUGGGAGGAGCUCUAGUUAUCCACAGAAACUUAUCUUGCUACUCUCAUUACUGCUGAUCGGUUGCAAUUACUUUCAGAACUAAAGUUCAUAAUUGACCUGCUUCUUCAAUAAAGAGAGUUACUUUGCAUUAAUCCUAGGACCUACUCAACCCCCGUCAAAAGACCCGGAUGAGUUAAUCAAAAAUUAAUAGUGAAAGUAACUCUUUGGUCAUCAUUAUCAUAGUUAUCAUUAUGAACUGUGCCCAGGCCGGGGUAAAUUUAAUUAAAACAACAAACGCGCGAUGUUCCAAAGAAAGCAGCCGUCGCUGGAAAUUGUACGUGGAAACGGAAGUGGAAAUGGGGAGACCCCGAUGUUAUCGUGACAAGCCCAAAUUAAGUAGCGCACGGGGUUACAUCAGCCAGCCAGGGGACAAAACCGGCGGGUUGGGCACUCAAUUUAAAGACCAAACCAAGGCAACCAGCGAAUAUGGCCAUGAGUUGGCCAGAAGAUGAAUGGCAACCGAGCCGGAGGCUCAUUUCAUAGACCAACACCCAAAACGAAAAUUUAAAUACAUUCUACACCCG
Drosophila melanogaster (fruit fly) is the source of this 997-nucleotide messenger RNA. RefSeq lists its product as uncharacterized. The record is from RefSeq and is marked reviewed. The coding region runs from base 64 to 516 and encodes 150 amino acids. NCBI's taxonomy places the organism in Eukaryota, Metazoa, Arthropoda, Insecta, Diptera, Drosophilidae. The transcript is spliced from 3 exons.